Messenger RNA from Corylus avellana, 2190 nucleotides. The record is from RefSeq and is a predicted model, not a curated record. NCBI's taxonomy places the organism in Eukaryota, Viridiplantae, Streptophyta, Magnoliopsida, Fagales, Betulaceae.
AUGGCCACCAUUUUCUACAGCUUAUUCAAGCUACAGGUACUCUUGUUUUUGCCUUUUCUUCUUCCCUCUGCAAUUUCAGUUUCUUUCCAAAUAUCUCGCUUUGAAUCCAAGGCGUCCAACAUACUCUAUCAAGGAGAGGCUGCACCUUCUGAUGGAGCCAUUGAGAUGUUCUCACCCUAUUAUUAUACCCGUGUUGGCCGGGCCACCUAUGUGGAGAGGGUGCCACUCUGGGACUCCAGCUCUGGAAACAUCUCCGACUUCACAACACAUUUCUCCUUCAUCAUUGACACCCUAGGCAGCCAUACUUAUAGUGAUGGGCUUGCAUUCUUCCUUGCUCCUGUUGGGUUUGAUAUCCCACCGAAUUCAGUUGGUGGCUAUCUUGGCCUAUUCAACUCCACAACCUCGAAUUCAUCUCAGAACCAAAUUGUUCUUGUGGAGUUCGAUUCUUACGCUAACCCGGACUGGGAUCCUCCAGUUGAGCAUGUGGGGAUUAACAGCAACUCAAUUGCUUCCGCCGUUUUCACACCUUGGAAUGCCAGCUUCCACAGUGGAGACACUGCUCAUGUAUGGAUCACCUACAAUGCUUCUACCAAGAAUUUGAGCGUCUCUUGGUCCUACAAAAGGACUUCUAGUUCUCAGGAGAAUACUAGUCUUUCCUACCCCAUUGAUCUCUCCAAGGUUCUGCCCGAGUAUGUCACAAUUGGAUUUUCAGCUGCAUUUGGUGUUGAAAAACAUACGCUUCUGUCAUGGGAAUUCAACUCAAGCUUGGAUAUAAAAGGGACAAGUGGAAAGAAAGAAAAAAAUACAAGAUUAAUCAUGGGUCUCGCAGCUUCUGGUAGUGUUUUGAUAGUUGGGUCAAUUAUAGCAUUUGCAAUAAUAUUCUGGAGGCAUAAGCAAAAGAGAAGAGAAACAGCAGAGACAAUGAACUUUACAUCGAUGAACAACGAUCUACAAAGAGGAAUGGGACCAAGAAGGUUUUCUUAUAACGAGCUUGCUUCAGCUACCCACAACUUUUCAAAAGAGAGGAAGUUGGGUGAAGGAGGGUUUGGCGCUGUUUACAAGGGGUAUUUAACUGAUAAUUUAGACAUGCCAAUCGCUGUGAAAAAAAUUUCAAGGGGGUCGAAACAAGGAAAGAAAGAAUACAUCACCGAGGUGAAGAUCAUUAGUCGACUAAGGCACCGGAAUCUUUUGCAACUCAUAGGAUGGAGCCAUGAUAACAAAGGUGAGUUCCUACUUGUCUAUGAGUUUAUGCCAAAUGGUAGCCUUGAUGCACACCUCUUUGGGAAGACGAGUCCUCUCCCUUGGGUAAUGAGAUACAAGAUAUCCCUUGGAUUGGCCUAUGCAUUGCUUUAUCUUCAUGAAGAGUGGGAGCAAUGUGUGGUGCAUCGGGAUAUCAAAUCCAGCAAUGUCAUGCUAGACUCUAGUUUCAUUGUCAAGCUUGGUGACUUUGGAUUAGCUCGGCUUAUGGAUCACGAGGUAGGACCCCAAACAACUAGGUUGGCCGGAACUUUAGGAUACAUGGCUCCAGAAUACAUAAGCACAGGUAGAGCUAGUAAAGAGUCGGACGUAUAUAGCUUUGGGGUUGUUGCAUUAGAAAUUGCUACCGGAAAAAGGUCAGGUUAUCCUAUUGAAAAUGAUUCUGACAUAGGGUUGGUCCAAUGGAUUUGGAAUCUUUAUGGGAGAGGAGAUCUUCUUUUGGCUGUGGAUGAGAAGAUGCAAAAUGAAUUUGACGAAAAACAGGUGGAGUGCUUAAUGAUUGUUGGUCUUUGGUGUGCUUACCCAGAUCGUUGUCUCAGGCCCUCCAUUAGGCAAGCAAUUCACGUUCUUAAUUUUGAUACAACAACACCAAAUCUUCCAAUACAGAUGCCUGUUCCUUUGUAUCUACCUAUACCAUUAGUCAGCUCUGGUGAACCUUUGAUAACUACAAGCCUUGAAGAGGGUCGUUAAACAAGUGAACCAUCUUGGUUUGUGAAAGUACGAUAUAUAUGAAGAUCAUCGGCGACUACAAUACUCUCUAGAUCUUCUCUAGAAUUCUCUCCUUGCUGGCUUAUCAUGAUCAAUUUCCACUGCAGGUGAUCUCUCCUCUUCUUCUUUUAAAAGUCUUUCUUUGCAGAUUUGUUUACUCAUUUAACUAGUCGCUUGAACCUUUGUUAAGAUUGGUGGACUUCGUCCCUGUAUGUAAGCAUUUGG